Messenger RNA from Drosophila virilis, 2231 nucleotides. Its product is annotated as very long chain fatty acid elongase F. Gene Ontology annotation, cellular component: endoplasmic reticulum membrane. Gene Ontology annotation, molecular function: fatty acid elongase activity. The record is from RefSeq and is a predicted model, not a curated record. Gene Ontology annotation, biological process: fatty acid elongation, saturated fatty acid; fatty acid elongation, monounsaturated fatty acid; very long-chain fatty acid biosynthetic process. NCBI's taxonomy places the organism in Eukaryota, Metazoa, Arthropoda, Insecta, Diptera, Drosophilidae.
CCUCGAAAGAGGCUGCCACACAAAUAGGCACUAGUACUAAAAGAAUUGGUUUAUUUACAUGGAAUGUUUGCGGCACGUCACGAAAGCUUCCUGUUGAAUUUCCCUUCAUUUCCUGCCGAAAGAGAUUAUUAUUUUCAUUCAGUGAACCAUGAUUACCGGCAGACACACACAGAAAAUGGCUCGGUAAGACACGUUCGCAUUGCCAGUAUAUUUGCUUUCGGCCCGCUGUUUACUUCUAUAUAUAUGUAUGUGUCAUUAACGCAUCAUUUGUAGAACAGAACUCAAGGUUGUAGACUUGGUGUUUGGCGAAUCCCACCCAACACCUGACCAUAUCCUUGAAGCAGUUCACGGCCUUCUCACGCCAUAUGCCUUGUGUAACUGAAUCGACAUCGCCAUGGCCAUCAUCGUAGUCGUCUCGUAUAUUUGCAUACUUCCAGCGAACGGCAAAAUGAUUACCAUUAUUAUUUUUGUUGUUUGCUGUGGCCAUAAACGUCGGCAUUAUGGUUAUUACACUACCAGCGGCCCUUUACAUUGCCGACGAACUGUACCCGAGUCCAAGCGCAAUCCAACAGCGAGCAUGCUAGAUGGAAAUGGCCGCCAACAGUCAUGCGGUUAUAGCUUAUUUGUGUAAAUGAGCUGCAGCCUGUUUAUUGUCAUAUUCCGCAGCUGCGAAGAAAAUGCAAAUGAUGGUCUUUAGCCAAAAAUUCUGCACAGCAACAAGGUCAUGCAAGACGCUUGCGCAGACAAGGUCGUGGCUGACCCUUUGAGAGUGUCCAGAAUGGCCGUCUAACACAAGAUUCGGUAAAUAGCCUUUCAAUUUGUGCAAAAGCAGUUAAAAUCAUUAUCACGCGUUCAGGUAACGCAUUACCAGAAAGUCAAAUAAAAUCUCAACCAUUGCUUGUUUCAGAAAAACAAUGUAUAUAAAUACCUUCCAGAACGUAAAACGUCAUAGUUUGUCGUCAUAGUUGUCAUUGUUGGUCGCCGUGGCCAAUGCCACUCGCAUAUAUUCCACGGCAGGUAAUGCUGCCGACGCUUUGCAUAGGUCAAUUGGGCGAGAGUAAUGCUUCUCAUUUAGCGGUCAUUACCAUAUCAAGCGUUGGACAGAGGUAUAUGGUGGUCGCAAACUUCAACACGUGGCCAUGUUAGUGUUUAUUGCUCAGAUGAAUACUGACUUUCGAAGUGUGCAAACGCUGACGCCUAUUUUGAAAAUUCGAACAGGAACGAACGAAAGGAAAGCCAGAAUCCUGUGACAGUGUGGGAGUUGAAAUGGCGCCUAACGUUGUAGCUUAUCUAUUUUAUAUGCUGCGAGAUCUGUACGAACUGCACAAAGAUCCACGCGUAGCACAUUUACCGCUCACUGGCAAUUUGUGGAGUGUGGCUUUCGUUAUCGUCGUUUAUUUGGCAUUUGUACUAUAUUUUGGGCCCAAAUGGAUGGAAAAGCGGCGACCCUUUGAGCUGAAACUUGUGAUGCAGCUAUACAACGUUAUUCAGGUUGUGGCAAAUUCAAUCAUAUUUGUCUACGGGAUUACCUACACCUUAUUCCAACCUGAGUUCAGCUUUAUCUGCCAGCCUGUCGAACAUCUCAAUAGAACGCCGCAAAUGAUGCACUUGCUGUAUGCCUCUUAUGGCUACUAUAUUCUCAAAUAUCUAGAUCUCCUAGAUACUGUCUUCAUAGUAUUGCGCAAGAAGAACUCCCAGGUGAGCUUUCUACAUGUAUAUCACCACGCUGGCAUGGUCUUCGGUGUUUCGAUCUUUAUGACCUUCUUAGCGGGCUCUCAUUGCACUAUGCUUGGCUUGAUCAACCUCCUGGUGCACUCUGUAAUGUACGCCUACUACUUUGCCACCUCACUGGGGGCAUUGAAACAGAUGCUAUGGUGGAAGCGGCAUAUCACGCAGCUGCAGCUGGUUCAGUUCGGCUACUUAUCACUGCACUUUUUACUUGUGAUCGUUCGCAAUCCUUGUCAAUUUCCUGUCUUCAUCGCGUUUAUCGGCUUUAUUCAGAACGUCUUCAUGUUUGCACUAUUCUUCGACUUCUAUUACAAAACCUACGUACGCAAAGCUCGCAAGCAACGGCUACAAGAAACGCCAACGGACGGAGUAACUGGGGCAAAUAUAAAAGCGAAACUAAGUUGAGUUACACAACAAGAAGUAGAAGCUUAUGAUUUAAGUUCUUUGUGUAUGUAAAUUGUGAAAUAUGAAUAAACAUUUCGACUGACCUUGCCAAACACUAA